AUGGAAUUCAAAUCAAGUAUUUUAGUUUUAAGAUUCUUGGAUAAUAUUGUUUGGUCAAUUCCACCAUCAAUGCCUAUUUUCUUUUAAAUUUGUAAAACUGCUAGUUUGGUUAGACUUGAAGCCAAAGGAGUUAUUGGAAAUAAUGCUGAUAAAGUAGAAUCAGCUGGGAGAAUAGAUACUUGUUGUUUUGAUAAAACAGGUACACUUACUACUUUGGGAUUUAAAGCAAUUAAAGCAUUUCCAGAAGAAGAAAAACCAAUUUUGGAUGCCAUAAUGGGAUGUUGUCAUCAUUUAAUAAAAUUAAAUGGUUAAUUAUUAGGAGAUCCUUUAGAAAUUGAAAUGCUUAAUUUUGUUGGUUGGUAAUGUAAUUUUCAUAAUAAUCCUGUAACUAUUGAGGGAAAUGGAAAAAUCUAUACAAUUCAUAAAAUAUUUGACUUUAGUUCAUAAAAAUCUAUGAUGAGUGUUAUUGUAACUGAUGGAUCUAAAUAUUAUUUAUAUGUAAAAGGUUCUCCUGAAUCAAUUAAUUCAAUUUCAAUUAAGAAAAGAGAUGAUUUAAUUGAAGAAUUUAAUUUGAAUGCUAUAAAAGGAUAUAGAGUUUUAGGAUUAGCAUAUAAAGAAUUAUAAUAAAAUUAGAUUGAUUAAUAAAGAGAAUAAUUAGAAUAAUAAUUAAAUUUUGUUGGACUUUUAGUUAUGGAAAAUCCAUUGAAAUCAGAUACAUUUGAUAUUAUUACAACUUUAAAAGAAACAGGAUUAGAUAUAAAAGUAAUAUCAGGUGAUAAUCCAUUAACAACUAUUUAAUGUGCAAAAUUAGCUGGUAUUGUUAAUUAAGAUAAUGAAAUUACAUUUUUAGAUUAUAAUUAAUCCAAUUAAGAAAUUAUACUUUAAUGUAAUAACAAUCAAUAAAUUAUAAAAGAAUCAUAACCUAAUAGUAUUUAAGAAUUAGAAUAAUUUUUAAGUACUCAAUAAGAAUUAGCAUUAACAGGUAAGUUUUUAGAAUAUAUGUUUAAUAAAGGUAAUUUUUUAAUUGAAUCUAAAAAUUCAUAAAAUAGUUUUGGUAAAUAAUAAAGUAAAGAAAAGAUAUUUACUGAAAUUAAUUAAAUUGAUAUUGAUGAUGGAUCUUUUGCAUAAAUUGCAAUUUCUAUUAUUAAAAAAACUAAAGUAUUUGCUCGUUAAAAACCUGAAUAAAAGAAAUUAAUUAUACAAAUAAUAUAAAGUUUUGGAAGAUAAGUAUUAAUGUGUGGAGAUGGAGCUAAUGAUUGUGUAAUUAUUUUAAUUAUAUUUAAUUUUAGUCAGCUAUUUCAUAAGCAUAAGUUGGAAUAUCAUUUAGUGAAGCUGAUGCAUCAUAUACAGCACCUUUUAGUAGUAAAUCUACAUCAUUAGAUUGUGUUGUUAAAGUAUUAUUAUAAGGCAAAGCAGCUACUAUGACUAUUAUUGAAGUGUUUUAAUAUUAAAUUAGUGUUAAUACAUUAAAAUUCAUAGCUGUACUUUUUACAUUUUUAGAAGCUGAAACAUUUGCAGAUUUUUAAUUUACUUAUACAUCUAUUAUAUCAAAUAUUCCUUUAUUGAUAUUUUUAUGUUUAUCUGGUCCAUGUGAUACUUUAGCUAAAUAUAAUCCAUUAGAUGAUUAAUUUGCUAUUUAUAAUUAAAUUUAAAUUUAUAAUAAUUUAAUUUGGGGAGCAGCAGGGUAUUAUAAUAAAUUAGUAUUUUUAGAUUGAUUGUUAAUUUUUUUAUUUCAUAAGCUGUUAGAGAUGUUCAUACAUGUGAAAUAGAUGAACCAAUUAUUAAUUGUAUACCAAAACCAAUUGAUGAAUUAAAGAAAUCUGGAGAUAUACAAUCUGUAAUGUUUAUGAGUUUAAUGUUCUUCUUUAUGACAUUUGCAAUCAAUCUUUACAUUUCCAAUCCUUUCAAAUAAAGAUAUUUUAGAAACUAUUUAUUACUCUUAUGGACAUUAUUAGGUUUCAUUUUAUUCUUUGUUUCAGCUAUAUUUCCAAAAGGAGGAAAAUGGGCAAAAUUGAUUAAUGUCAAUGAUAAUGCGUAAUCAUAUUUUAUUUAUAUUUCUAGUUUCUAAGGUUAUAAUUGGAUAAUGAUAGCCGUUGUUGUAAUAGCCUCCUUAUUAGGAUUCAUUACCUAAACUAUUUUAUAGAAAUAUCUUCCUUCAAAAAAGAAAAUAGAAUUUUGA
This is a messenger RNA of Paramecium pentaurelia, 2179 nucleotides long. NCBI's taxonomy places the organism in Eukaryota, Ciliophora, Oligohymenophorea, Peniculida, Parameciidae. The record is from the annotation of a GenBank genome assembly.